Setaria italica (foxtail millet) is the source of this 1068-nucleotide messenger RNA. RefSeq lists its product as uncharacterized. Gene Ontology annotation, cellular component: chloroplast. The coding region runs from base 84 to 890 and encodes 268 amino acids. The transcript has 5 exons. The record is from RefSeq and is a predicted model, not a curated record. Gene Ontology annotation, molecular function: acyltransferase activity, transferring groups other than amino-acyl groups. NCBI's taxonomy places the organism in Eukaryota, Viridiplantae, Streptophyta, Magnoliopsida, Poales, Poaceae.
CGUCCGGCAGUUGUGGCGGAGACACCUCCGCCUCCCAAGUCCCAACCACCCGCGGUCCCGCGCCAAGAGGCCAUCCCCCACGCAUGGCGACGGCGUCGCGGCUGCUCGCGCCAGCGCCUCCUCCGGCCGCCCCGCCACGCUGCGUCCGGAGCAACCGCGUCGCCGUCCCUCGCCUCCGGUGCCGAGCCUCCGCCGCCGCCUCGCCCGCCGCUGGCGCCGCGCUGCUGGAGCGCGACGGCGCCCCGGUGGCCGUGCGGGAGUUCGUCACGCUCGACGAGCUCCACGCCGCCGUGCGCCUCCGCAUCCGCACUUUCUACGAGUAUGCCGUCGAAUCGGUCGGAGCCGAGGAUCAAAGAAAGGCCCUUGCAGACAGGGAGUUUGAAGCGUUGCAGGAUAGAAUUUCUGGGAAAAUGAUCAAUUUUCGAAGAGUUUCUUGUAUAAAUGGGACUUUACCACUGUCCCCAUCCUUAAUGACAGCUGAGGAACUUUGUUCUAUGUGCAAGUUUGUGGAGGAUGGAGAAGAGAGAGUAGUAGUUGGUAGUUUGGACCUUAAUCAGUGUCUUUGGCUACCAGAUGAAUUAACUGGAAUGAGGCCUGGGGUAAACGAGGACAGCCAGACAAGAGCAUAUCUAAGUAAUGUUUGUGUUGCCAAGGAGCUUCAAAAGAAGGGUUUAGGUUAUGCAUUGGUCGACAAGUCCAAGAAACUAGCUCGUGAAUGGGGCAUAACAGAUCUGUAUGUCCAUGUUGCCAUAAACAAUAUAGCAGGGCAAAAGCUGUACAAAAAGAGUGGAUUUGUUUAUGAAGGCGAAGAACCUGCAUGGAAGGCUAGGUUUCUGGGGCGGCCUCGAAGGCUGCUGCUUUGGCUUGAUAUGAACAAAGAGCCUUUGUGAUCUUGCAAUGUAAAAUACAUACUUGUAAUUAUGUCCUUGUAAUAGUUUAUUUUUACCAUCCAAUCCCAAUGCUCUAAAUGAUUGUAGAUCAUCUCUCUUCUUUGACUAAUUUCUUGUUCAUAGCUUGUAUAUUGAAUUCAACUCGAAAGAAAUGACAAGGUUCGAUGAUUUUCAUAUU